AUGUUGUGUGUUUUAGAAGCAGUGAUGGAGAUGGUGAGGGAGAGAGGGAAAGAGAGUGAGAGAGUAAAGAGAGAUGUGUCUGUUUGCAUGAUGGACUGCCUUGAAAGUCUUGGACGAAAAGGACAAUUACUCAGACCCAGCAAUUCCCAACUAAAUGGGUAA
Molecule: messenger RNA, 162 nt
Organism: Dovyalis caffra
Lineage: Eukaryota; Viridiplantae; Streptophyta; Magnoliopsida; Malpighiales; Salicaceae
Source: the annotation of a GenBank genome assembly